AUGGAGAACCUGAGUGGACCGCAGCCUGAAUCUGAGAUUCUUCACCAUGACAAACAGUAUGAGCCAUUCUACUCCUCUUUUGUGGCACUAUCUGCACAUUACAUCACCACAGUUUGUGGACAAAUCCCCAGAAAUCAGUUGCUGUCAGUAGCUGCAGCAUGUAAAGUAUUGAUUGAAUUCUCAUUGCUCCGUCUGGAGAAUCCUGAUGAAGCAUGUGCAGUCUCUCAGAAGCACCUGAUCCUCUUAAUAAAAGGCCUUUGUACUGGCUGCAGUCGACUGGAUCGGACAGAGAUCAUCACCUUUACUGCAAUGAUGAAGUCAGCCAAACUACCCCAAACUGUCAAGACCCUUUCUGAUGUGGAGGACCAGAAGGAGCUUCCCUCCCCUGUUAACCCUGAACUCAGACAAAAAGAAGUCCAAAUGAACUUCUUCAAUCAGCUGACCUCAGUCUUUAACCCUGACAUUACCAUGCUGGCCUCUCCAUCCGCUCACAUGCAGGGUGAGAAUGAGUGUGAUGACCAGACAACAGAUCAGGCAACGCAGGCCAAAAUGAAGAAUGCCUUCAUCUCUCAAAAUGUGUCCAGUUUACAAGAAUUAGGGGGCUCAGAGAAGUUGCUGCGCGUGUGCCUCAACCUUCCCUACUUCUUACGGUAUAUCAACCGCUUCCAGGAUGCGGUAUCCGCCAAUUCUUUCUUCAUCAUGCCGGCCACUGUGGCAGACGCCACCGCUGUCCGAAAUGGUUUUCACUCCCUGGUGAUUGAUGUGACCAUGGCCUUGGACACACUUUCCUUGCCUGUACUGGAGCCUUUGACCCCUGGGAGACUACUUGAUGUGACUGUGUUAGCACUAAGCUGCCUCUAUGCAGGUGUGAGUGUGGCAACUUGCAUGGCCAUACUGCAGGUGGGCAGCGGCUUGCAGCUUCGUUCGGCCUCCACUGGCUCCAAAGAGGAAGACUAUGAAAACGAUGCUGCUACUAUCGUGCAGAAAUGCCUGGAAAUCUAUGAGAUGAUUGGACAGGCCAUCAGUAACUCUCGCAGAGCUGGAGGAGAGCAUUAUCAGAACUUUCAGCUCUUGGGUGCCUGGUGCCUGUUGAACAGUCUGUAUUUGAUACUGAACUUGAACCCCACGGCCCUGGCUGAUAAAGGGAAGGAGAAAGAUCCCCUGGCAGCACUACGGGUCAGAGACAUCGCCACCCGAACCAAGGACGGAGCAGGAUCUCCUAAACUUGGCCCAGGGAAAGGGCACCAAGGUUUUGGGGUUCUGUCAGUCAUUCUGGCCAAUCAUUCAAUCAAGCUGCUCACAUCACUGUUCCAGGACUUGCAAGUGGAGGCUCUUCACAGAGGCUGGGCCAGUGACGGGCCUCCAGCAGAGCUGAACAUCAUGGCACAGAGCACGUCCAUACAGAGAGUGCAGAGACUCAUUGACUCGGUCCCUCUCACCAAUCUGCUCUUCACGCUGCUCUCCACCUCCUAUAAAAAGGCGUGUGUGCUGCAGCGGCAGAGAAAAGGUUCGGUCAGACAGCCGAUACGUUGUUUCUUCCAGUUUUUGAGUUUGGCCUCAAGCAUACUGAACUUCAUCACCACCUCCAUGCUCAAGUCCAGAAACAAUUUCAUUCGCAACUACCUGAGCGUGUCCCUCACGGAGCAGCACAUGGCCACCCUCGCCAGCAUCAUCAAGGAUGUCGACAAAGAUGUCAAAGGUUCCUCUGAUGAAGAGUUCGCCUCAGCCCUCUAUCACUUUAAUCACUCUCUGGUAACAUCAGACCUGCCCUCUCCAUCCUUACAGAACACUCUUCUGCAGCAAUUGGGUGUUGCCCCGUUCUCAGAGGGUCCCUGGCCCAUGUACAUCCAUCCUCAGUCCCUCUCGGUGCUGUCCAGGUUACUGCUGAUCUGGCAGCAUAAAGCCAGCCAGCAGGGGGAGCCUGAUGUACCAGAAUGCAUGAAGGUCUGGGAAAGGUUUGUGGGCACUCUGAAGCAGCACACACUACAGGGAGCAGUGCCUGCUGACGAGGACCUCAAUGUUGAACACCUUCAGCUGCUUCUGCUCAUCUUUCACAACUUCUCUGAAAAGGGCCGCCGCAGCAUCCUCACCCUCUGCAUGCAGACCAUCGCUGAAAUCGCAGCCCACGUGGAUUCUCAGCUCCAGGCUGUACCCCUCAACCUGGCCCGCAUCUUGCUUGUGUUCGACUACCUGCUGCACCAGUACUCAAAAGCUCCCAUGUACUUGUUUGAGCAGGUUCAGUACAAUCUUCUGACACCCCUGUCAUCCAGGGCCAGUUCAGGACAGGAGGGAGGAAAGAGAGGUGCUGUCCCACUUUAUUAUGGUUUCAAAGAGGUAGAAGAGAACUGGGCCAAGCACUGCUCGGCAGAUUCCACAGUGCAGCCGAAAUUCUACUGCGUUCUGUCUCCUGAAGCCUCCGAGGAUGACAGGGGUCGACUUGACGGCAAGGCCUUCCAAGUGCUGUUCAAUGACGCGGUAAAGUAUGACGACUUAUACUCCUCUCUGAUCUCCCUGCUGGCUGCAGGAUCCCGCUUUGACACAGCAAGACGGCAAGAAAACAAGCCCGUCACUCCAGUAGAAGCAUGUUCCUUGCAGUACUACUUCCUGGUGCUGUGGAAAAUCCUGGGAGUGCUGCCACCCUCAAAGGCCUAUGUUGAGCAGCUUAAGAGCGGCAGCAGUGACCCCAGUGAGAGCGACAUCUUGCACACCCUAAGAUGGUCAUCAAGGUUACGAGUCAGUACCUACGUUAACUGGAUCAAGGAUCACCUAGUGAAACAGGGAAUGAAAGCUGACCACGCCACAUCUCUGAUCGAAGUGGCCUCAGCUAAAUGCAGUGCAGUGAAAUAUGAUGUGGAGCUCGCAGAGGAAUACAUCGCCAGACAGAUUUCGUCGUUUUGCUGCGUGGACCCCAACAGCAUCUUACCUCUUCACCAAGUACCCUCUCUACAAACCAUCUACACAUUGGAUGCUGUGAUUUCCAAAGUGCAAGUGUCUUUAGAUGAGCAUUUCUCCAAAGUAGCUGCUGAUACAGACCCCAACAAAUCCUCCGAGAUCACCAAAAACCUGCUGCCCGCCACGUUGCAGCUCAUUGAUGUCUACACAGCCUUCACCAGGUCAUACCUGCUGAUGAGCCUGCCAGAAGAAGGAGAAAACAAACCCACAGAAGCUAAACUGCAGGGUUAUGCUGCUGUGUUGUCCAUCGGAUCCACACGCUGCAAAGCCAAUUUGCUUGGUCAGACUGUGAUGCAGAAUCUGCCGUCAGCUGUUCAGACAUUGUGUGAAACGUGGAACAACAUUCACACCAAUGAAUUCCCUAACUUUGGCUCAUGGCGGAACGCCUUUGCCAACGACACUAUCCCAUCGGAAAGUUACAUCAGCGUCAUUCAGGCUGCCCACCUGGGGACCCUCAGCAACCAAUCAUUGCCCUUAGCCUCCUCGCUCAAACACAUUCUGCUCUCGUUGGUGCGCCUUACUGGGGACCUCAUUGUCACAGAGGAGCUGAACAGUCCACAGAUGAUCCGCACGCUGCUGCCUCUCCUGCUGGAGAGCAGCACAGAGAGCGUGGCGGAGAUCUGCAGCACUUCGCUGGAGAGGAUCCUGGGCCCUGCUGAAUCAGACGCUUUCCUGGCUCUCGUCUACGAGCGCCUCAUCACAGGCUGCUACAACAUCAUCGCCAAUCACUCUGACCCCAACAGUGGUCUGGAUGAGUCCAUUCUUGAAGAGUGUCUACAGUACUUCGAGAAACAGCUGGAAAGCAGUCAGGUCCGCAAAGCAAUGGAGGAGUUCUUCUCCUUCAGCGGAGAAUUGGUGCAGAUCAUGAUGGCCACUGCCAAUGAGAAUCUAUCUGCAAAGUUUUGUAACCGGGUUCUGAAAUUCUUCACCAAACUAUUCCAGCUCACGGAAAAGAGCCCCAAUCCCAGCCUUCUGUGCCUGUGCGGCUCACUAGCCCAGCUGGCUUGUGUGGAGCCCACGAGGCUGCAGGCCUGGCUGAGGCGCAUGACGGCCUCCCCUCCUAAAGAUUCGGACCAGCUGGACACAGUGCAAGAGAACAGGCAGCUACUGCAACUCCUCACCUCCUACAUUGUCCGUGAUAACAGCCAGGUGGGCGAGGGCGUCUGCACUGUGCUUCUGAGCACUCUCAUUCCCAUGGCAACGGAGAUGCUGGCCAGCGGGGGUGGGGCGGGAUUCCCUGAGCUCAUGGUCAUCAUGGCCACUCUAGCCAGUGCAGGACAAGGAGCAGGACAUCUACAGCUACACAGUGCUGCCAUUGACUGGCUCACGAGAUGUAAAAAAUACUUGUAUCAGAAGAAUGUUGUGGAAAAAGUUUCAGCCAAUGUGUCACAAGGCAAGCAUGCCAGCAUGCUGGAGUGUGCCUGCCACAUCAUUUCCUACCUGGCAGAUGUGAUGAAUGCUUUGAGGCAGAGCGGUGGCCAGGGCUCAUCCCAGCUUCUGAUGGAGGGAGAGGAGAAGGCGAUUGAAGUUGACUCUGACUGGGUGGAGGAGCUGGCCGUAGAGGAGGAAGACUCGCAGGCCGAAGAUUCGGAUGAGGAUUCACUCUGCAAUAAGCUAUGCACCUUCACCAUCACACAAAAGGAGUUCAUGAACCAGCACUGGUAUCACUGUCACACCUGUAAGAUGGUGGAUGGGGUAGGUGUGUGCACAGUGUGUGCCAAGGUCUGUCACAAAGACCAUGAGAUCUCCUAUGCCAAAUACGGCUCUUUCUUCUGUGACUGCGGUGCCAAGGAGGAUGGCAGCUGCCAGGCUCUAGUGAAAAGAAGUCCCAGCAGUGGGAUGAGCUCCACCAUGAAGGAGUCCUUGGCGUUCCAGAGCGAGCUGCGCAUGCCAGAGAGCGCCAUCCGUCACCAGAGCUCCUCACCCGCGGACAAGGGAAAAGUCACCAUCUGUGAUGGCAAGAGCAGUGACCAAGACAAACCUAAGAAGAGCAGCGUGUGUAAAAACAUCGAGGGCUGCAGAGAGGAUCUGCUUAUCCAAGUGGCGAGCUCCUCCACAGCAGCCCUGGUGCUGGAGUUGCUCAUUUUCCUAAUGGAUGCCAUUCAGACCAAUUUCCAGCAGGCAUCGGCGGUGGGCAGCAGCAGCCGGGCUCAGCACGCUCUCAAUGAAUUACACACUCAAGACAAGACGGUUGAGAUGACAGAUCAGCUCAUGGUUCCCACACUGGGCUCACAAGAGGGCGCUUUUGAGAACGUCAGGAUGAACUACAGUGGAGAUCAAGGACAGACCAUCCGUCAGCUCAUCAGCGCCCAUGUGCUGCGUCGGGUGGCCAUGUGUGUGCUGUCGUCCCCUCACGGACGCAGACAACACCUCGCUGUAAGCCAUGAGAAGGGCAAGAUCACAGUUCUGCAGUUGUCUGCGCUCUUGAAGCAGGCUGACUCCAGUAAGAGGAAACUGACUCUGACUCGCCUGGCUUCCGCUCCAGUCCCCUUCACAGUGCUUAGUCUCACAGGAAACCCCUGUAAUGAGGACUAUCUGGCAGUGUGUGGACUCAAGGACUGCCACGUUCUGACAUUCAGCAGCACAGGCUCCGUCUCAGAUCACUUAGUCCUGCAUCCUCAACUUGCCACUGGAAACUUCAUCAUCAAGGCCAUAUGGCUUCCUGGAUCACAGACUGAAUUGGCUAUCAUCACUGCUGAUUUUGUCAAGAUUUAUGACUUAUCUGUGGAUGCCCUAAGCCCCAUGUACUACUUCCUGCUACCAAGUUCAAAGAUCAGAGAUGCCACAUUCCUGUUCAACGAGGAGGGCAAAAACAUCAUCGUGAUCAUGUCCUCAGCGGGGUACAUGUACACUCAGGUGAUGGAUGAGUCCAGCAGUGCCCAGCACGGCCCUUUCUACGUCACCAAUGUUUUGGAGAUCAGCCACGAGGAUCUGAAGGAUAGUAAUGGCCAGGUGGCUGGAGGCGGAGUCUCUGUGUAUUACUCCCACGUUCUGCAGAUGCUCUUCUUCAGCUACAGUCAGGGCAAGUCAUUCGCUGCCACAGUGAGCUGCAGCAACAUGGAAACACGGAGAAUCUUUACCAUCAAUGUCAAAGGAUCUAAUGGAGGUAGUAAGACGUCUCCAGCUCUCUGUCAGUGGUCAGAAGUCAUGAACCACCCAGGCUUGGUGUGCUGUGUCCAGCAGACCACUGGAAUCCCGCUGGUCAUCAUGGUAAAACCAGACACGUUCCUCAUCCAGGAGAUCAAAACCCUGCCUGCAAAAGCUAAGAUUCAGGACAUGGUUGCAAUCCGUCACACAGCAAGCAACGAGCAGCAGCGCACCACCAUGAUACUGCUGUGUGAAGAUGGCAGUCUCCGUAUAUACAUGGCCAACGUGGAGAACACAUCCUAUUGGCUCCAGCCCUCCCUUCAGCCUAGCAGUGUGAUCAGCAUCAUGAAACCCGUCCGCAAACGCAAGACAGCCACUGCCACCACACGCACAUCCAGCCAAGUUACUUUCCCUGUGGACUUCUUCGAGCACAAUCAGCAGCUGACAGAGGUGGAGUUUGGAGGCAAUGACUUGCUGCAGGUCUACAACGGCCAACAGAUCAAACACCGUCUAAAUUCUACAGGGAUGUAUGUGGCUAACACCAAGCCUGGAGGUUUCACAGUGGAAGUAGUGAACAAUAACAACUCAAUGGUGAUGACGGGAAUGAGGGUGCAGGUGGGCACUCAGGCCAUUGAGCGAGCUCCCUCUUACAUUGAAAUCUUUGGGCGCACCAUGCAGCUCAACCUGACACGUUCCCGCUGGUUUGACUUCCCUUUCACUCGCGAGGAAGCCCUUCAGGCAGACAAGAAGCUCUCCAUUUUCAUUGGUGCUUCAGUCGACCCAGCAGGUGUCACCAUGCUGGACUCCAUUAAGAUUUAUGGCAAAACCAAAGAGCAGUUCGGCUGGCCAGAUGAGCCCCCAGAGGACUUCCCCUCAGCUGCAGUCAACAACGUGUGCAGCCCCAACCUAAACCAGGGUAAUGGCACCGGAGACAGUGACAUCACCAGCCCCAUCACAACAAGCGGCACUGUACUGGAGAGGUUGGUGGUCAGCUCACUGGAAGCUCUAGAGAGCUGCUUUGCUGUGGGUUCCCCCAAUGAAAAGGAGAAAAAUAAAGCUGCUGCUCUAGAGUUGGCCACUCUCCUCCUGUCCAUCCCCACUCCUGCUGGAGUACAGCAGCAGACCAAAGGCCUUCUGGCUAGCCUGCACACCAGCCGCACAGCCUACCACAACCACAAGGAUCAGUCUCUGCUUAGCAACGCAGUACUGUGUCUGAACAGCUGCAGUAAAGAAGGAAAGGAGCUGGACCCUGAUGUGUUCCAGAGACUGGUGAUCACAGCCCGCUCCAUCGCCAUCAUGAGACCCAACAAUCUUGUGCACUUCACCGAGUCCAGACUUCCUCAGUCAGACACUGAUGUAGGUGAUGAUGGGAAGGAUGGACUGAAACAAGCUGAUACCGAGAACUGUAGCUUCAUCAUGCAGCUGGUCACUAACUUCUGGAAGCUUCAUGCUCUCAAACCUAAGAAUGCUUUUUUGGCUCCCGCCUGUUUGCCAGGUCUAACUCACAUUGAAGCCACAGUCAAUGCACUGGUUGAUAUCAUCCACGGUUACUGCACCUGUGAGCUGGAUUACAUCAAUGUGGCAUCUAAAAUCUACAUGCAGAUGCUGCUCUGCCCUGACAUCUCUGUGAGCUUUGCUUGCAAACAGGCUCUGAUUAGAGUUUUGAGACCCAGAAACAAACGCAGGCAUGUGACCUUGCCUUCUCCUCCACGGUCCAACACGCCCAUGGGAGAUAAAGAUGACGACGAUGAUGAUGAUGCUGAUGAGAAGAUGCAGCCCUCCAACAUGACGGGAGGGGAAAGCGGCAGGCAGGAGAGUCAAGAACAAAGCGAGGUGGACCACGGAGACUUUGAGAUGGUGUCUGAGUCUAUGGUCCUGGAGACGGCUGAGAAUGUGAACAAUGGAAACCCCUCUCCUCUUGAAGCUCUGCUAGCAGGGGCGGAGGGCUUCCCACCCAUGCUGGACAUCCCUCCAGAUGCUGAUGAUGAGACCAUGGUGGAGCUGGCUAUAGCUCUCAGUCUGCAACAAGACCAGCAAGGCAGCAGCAGCAGUGCUUUGGGCCUACAGAGUCUGGGCCUAUCUGGUCAGGCCCCAAGCUCCUCAUCCCUGGACGCAGGAACCCUUUCAGACACCACUGCAUCAGCUCUGGUUAUGCUUUCAGCCCCAGCCUCGGAUGAUGAGGGGAGCACAGCGGCCACAGACGGCUCCACGCUGCGCACCUCUCCCGCCGAGCACGGGGGCAGCGUGGGCUCUGAGAGCGGCGGCAGCGCCAUCGACUCGGUUGCAGGAGAACACAAUGUGUCUGGCCAAACCCCCCUUAGCAAAGCCUGCUGUUUUUUUCCUGUAACAGCUCUGGUUAUGCUUUCAGCCCCAGCCUCGGAUGAUGAGGGGAGCACAGCGGCCACAGACGGCUCCACGCUGCGCACCUCUCCCGCCGAGCACGGGGGCAGCGUGGGCUCUGAGAGCGGCGGCAGCGCCAUCGACUCGGUUGCAGGAGAACACAAUGUGUCUGGCCGCAGCAGUGCUUAUGGGGACACAACUGUUGAAGGACACCCUGCAGGGCCGGGCAGCGUGAGCUCCAGCACAGGAGCCAUCAGCACCACCACGGCCCAGCAUGAAGGAGACGGAUCAGAGGGCGAAGGAGAGACAGAGGGCGACAUCCACACCAGCAACAGGUUGCACAUGGUGCGUUUGAUGCUCUUAGAGCGUCUCUUGCAGCAUCUGCCCCAGCUCCACACUGUAGGUGGAGUUCAGGCCAUCCCCUACAUGCAGGUCAUCCUCAUGCUGACAACAGAUUUGGAUGGAGAGGACGAGAAAGACAAGGGAGCACUGGAUGACCUUCUGGCCCAGCUCAUCGCCGAGCUCAGCAUGCAUAAGAAGGAUGUUUCAAAGAAGAAUGAGCGCAGCUCCAUAAACGAGGUGCACCUGGUCAUCAUGAGGCUCCUCAGUGUCUUUAUGUCCCGCACCAAGUCUGGCUCAAAAUCCUCCUCUGAGUCGUCUUCUCUCAUCUCCAAUACAACAGCUACCGCUCUGCUCAGCAUGGGAGCGAUAGACUACUGCUUGCAUGUGCUCAAAUCCCUGCUGGAGUUCUGGAAGACUCAGCAGGGCGAGGAGGAGCCAACGGCCACCAGUCAGCUCCUAAAACCCCACACUUCCUCCUCACCCCCAGACAUGAGCCCCUUCUUCCUGCGUCAGUAUGUCAAGGGCCAUGCUGCUGAUGUGUUUGAAGCGUACUCUCAGCUUCUCACCGAGAUGGUUCUCCGACUGCCAUACCAGAUCAAGAAAAUCGCAGACGCCAACCCGCGCAUCCCACCGCCAAUCUUUGAUCACUCCUGGUUCUAUUUCCUGUCAGAGUAUCUGAUGAUCCAGCAGACUCCGUUUGUGAGGCGACAAGUGAGGAAGCUCCUGCUGUUCAUCUGUGGCUCCAAAGAGAAGUACCGUCAACUCCGAGAUCUCCACACGCUUGACUCUCACGUGCGGGGCAUCAAGAAGCUUCUGGAGGAGCAGGGAAUCUUCCUGAGGGAAGGAAUCGUGACUGCGACAUCUGGCUCUGCUCUACAGUAUGACACACUCAUCAGUCUGAUGGAGCACCUUAAAGCAUGUGCUGAAAUAGCCACCCAGAGAACGAUCAACUGGCAGAAGUUCUGCAUGAAGGAUGACUCGGUGUUGUACUUCCUGCUGCAAGUGAGUUUCCUGGUGGAUGAGGGUGUUUCUCCGGUCCUGCUGCAGCUGCUCUCUUGUGCUUUAUGUGGCAGUAAAGUCCUGGUGGCCUCCUCCUCUGGAGCUUCAGGUGGAGGUUCUGGAGGUUCAUCUCAGCCCUCUCAGAGCAAAUCAUCCAGCAAGAAGAGCAAGAAAGAGGACAAGGAAAAAGACAAAGAAGGAGAUGGAGCUGGCAGUCAGGAAGAUCAGCUGUGUACAGCUCUGGUCAGUCAGCUCAAUAAAUUUGCAGAUAAGGAGACGCUUAUUCAAUUCUUGCGUUGCUUCCUGCUCGAGUCCAACUCUUCAUCUGUGCGCUGGCAAGCCCACUGCCUCACACUGCAUAUCUACAGGAACUCAAACAAAUCCCAGCAGGACUUGCUGCUUGACCUGAUGUGGGCCAUUUGGCCAGAACUACCAGCUUAUGGUCGUAAAGCAGCUCAGUUUGUGGACCUACUUGGAUACUUCUCGCUUAAAACACCUCAGACCGAAAAGAAGCUGAAGGAAUACUCUCAAAAGGCUGUAGAAAUUUUGAGGGCACAGAACCACAUCCUGACCAAUCAUCCCAACUCAAAUAUAUACAACACCCUCUCUGGACUGGUGGAAUUUGAUGGAUUUUACCUGGAGAGUGAUCCUUGCUUGGUGUGCAACAAUCCUGAAGUGCCCUUCUCUAACAUCAAACUCUCAUCUAUCAAAGUGGACACGCGUUACACCACCACUCAGCAAGUGGUGAAGCUGAUUGGCAGCCACACUAUCAGCAAAGUCACUGUGAAGAUUGGCGAUCUUAAGAGAACCAAGAUGGUUCGCACGAUCAACCUUUACUAUAACAACAGGACUGUACAAGCUAUUGUAGAGCUGAAGAACAAACCUGCUCGCUGGCACAAAGCUAAGAAGGUGCAGUUGACCCCUGGCCAAACUGAAGUGAAGAUCGACCUCCCUCUCCCCAUUGUGGCCUCCAACCUGAUGAUCGAAUUCUCUGAUUUCUAUGAAAACUACCAGGCGUCUACAGAGACCCUGCAGUGUCCUCGUUGCAGCGCCUCUGUCCCUGCCAAUCCAGGUGUCUGUGGCAACUGUGGAGAGAAUGUGUAUCAGUGCCAUAAGUGCAGAUCCAUUAAUUAUGACGAGAAGGACCCAUUCCUGUGCAAUGCCUGUGGUUUCUGUAAAUAUGCACGCUUUGACUUCAUGCUGUAUGCAAAACCCUGCUGUGCUGUGGAUCCUAUAGAAAACGAAGAAGAUAGGAAAAAGGCUGUUACCAACAUCAACACUCUACUAGACAAGGCUGACCGUGUUUACCACCAGCUCAUGGGUCACCGGCCGCAGCUGGAGAGUCUGCUGUCUAAAGUAAAUGAGGCUGCACCUGAGAAACCACAGGAUGAUACAGGAGCAGGCGCUGGUCUCGGCACCUCCACUGCCAGUGUCAAUCGGUACAUUCAGCAGCUGGCACAGGAAUACAGUGGAGACUGCAAGACUUCAUUCGAUGAGCUCUCCAAAAUCAUCCAGAAAGUGCUUGCAUCGCGUAAGGAGCUGCUGGAGUAUGACCUGCAACAGCGGGAAGCUGCUACCAAAUCAUCCCGCACCUCCACACAACCCACCUUCACAGCCAGCCAAUAUCGAGCCCUGUCUGUCCUGGGAUGCGGGUACACGUCCUCCACCAAGUGCUACGGCUGUGCGUCUGCAGUCACGGGCCACUGCAUCACUCUACUGCGUGCACUGGCAACCAACACUGCCAUCAGGCAGAUCCUGGUACUGCAGGGUCUCAUCCGAGAACUGUUUGAGUACAACCUGCGCCGUGGCACUGGAGCCAUGAGGGAGGAGGUCCGCCAGCUCGUCUGUUUGCUUACCAGAGAUCACCCAGAAGCCACACAGCAGAUGAAUGACCUCAUUAUUGCCAAGGUGUCAGCUGCCCUUAAAGGUCACAGGGCCAACCCUGAUCUGGUCAGUAGUUUGCAGUAUGAAAUGCUGCUUCUUACAGACUCCAUUGCUAAGGAGGGAGGAUGCUGGGAGCUCAGACUUCGCUGUGCACUGAAUCUGUUCUUGAUGGCGGUGAAUAUAAAGACCCCUGUGGUAGUGGAGAACAUUACACUGAUGUGCCUGAGGAUCCUGCAGAAACUCAUCAAACCUCCUUCCCCAACCAGCAAGAAAAACAAGGAUGCUGCCGUCGAAUCCCUGACUACAGUCAAGCCAUACAACAACGAAAUCCACGCACAGGCCCAGCUCUGGCUCAAAAAAGACCCCAAGGCCUCUUAUGAAGCCUGGAAAAAGUGCCUUCCUGCUAGAUGUCAAGAAACAGUCUCUAAACCUUUGAAUAAGGCUGAGAUUAGGAAGCAGUACCUGAUGGAGAAGUACGUGUGGAAGUGGAAGCAGUUCAUGAGGUCCAGGUCAGAAGGCCUGUUCCCUCGCCUGCUCAAACUGGGUCAUAACAACUGGCUGAGACAGGUGCUCUUCACCCCAGCCACCCAGGCAGCAAGACAGGCGGCUUGCACCAUCGUCGAAGCUCUAACAACAAUCCCCAGCCGCAAACAGCAAGUUCUGGACCUUCUAACAAGUUAUCUGGAUGAGCUGAGCAUUGCAGGAGAGUGUGCUGCAGAGUACCUGGCUUUGUACCAGAAACUCAUCAAACCUGCUCACUGGAAGGUUUACCUGGCUGCCCGUGGUGUCCUACCAUACAUUGGCAACCUCAUCACCAAGGAAAUUGCUCAUCUACUAGCCCUUGAAGAAGCCACACUGAGCACUGACUUACAGCAGGGAUAUGCCCUCAAGAGCUUGACAGGUUUGCUGUCCUCAUUUGUGGAGGUGGAGUCUAUAAAGCGUCACUUUAAGAGUCGGUUGGUUGGCACUGUCCUUAAUGGCUACCUGUGCUUAAGGAAGUUGGUGGUCCAGAGAACUAAACUGAUCGAUGAGACCCAAGACAUGCUGCUGGAGAUGUUGGAGGACAUGACUACAGGGACGGAGUCUGAGACCAAAGCAUUCAUGGCUGUGUGCAUCGAAACUGCAAAGCGGUACAACCUGGAUGAUUAUCGCACCCCUGUCUUCAUCUUCGAGAGGUUAUGUAGCAUCAUUUAUCCAGAGGAGAAUGAGGUGACAGAGUUCUUUGUUACACUGGAGAAAGACCCACAGCAGGAGGACUUCCUGCAAGGCCGUAUGCCAGGAAACCCAUACAGCAGUAAUGAACCAGGCAUUGGCCCUCUCAUGAGAGACAUCAAGAACAAAAUCUGCCAGGAUUGCGAUCUUGUGGCACUACUGGAGGACGACAGCGGCAUGGAGCUCCUUGUGAAUAACAAGAUCAUCAGUUUGGAUCUGUCUGUUGCUGAGGUCUAUAAGAAGGUUUGGUGCCCCACCAACGAGGGUGAGCCAAUGAGGAUCAUCUACAGAAUGAGGGGGCUUCUGGGAGAUGCAACAGAGGAGUUCAUUGAGUCUUUGGACUCAACUACAGAUGAAGAGGAGGAUGAUGAGGAGGUAUAUAAGAUGGCUGGAGUGAUGGCGCAGUGUGGAGGUCUGGAGUGCAUGUUGAACAGGCUCUCUGGAAUCAAAGAUUUCAAACAGGGCAGGCACCUUCUCACAGUUCUCCUCAAGUUAUUUAGUUAUUGUGUGAAAGUGAAAAUCAACAGACAGCAGCUGGUGAAACCAGAGAUGAACACUCUGAAUGUUAUGUUGGGCACAUUGAAUCUGGCCUUGGUGGCAGAGCAGGAGAGCAAGGACAGUGGAGGAGCAUCCAUAGCAGAGCAGGUUCUUAGUAUUAUGGAGAUCAUCCUGGAUGAGGCCAAUGCGGAAACUGUCUCUGAAGACAAGGGUAACCUGCUGCUGACGGGUGAUAAGGACCAGCUGGUGAUGCUGCUGGACCAGAUCAACACAUUGUUUGUGCGUUCCAAUCCCAGUGUCCUACAGGGGCUGCUCCGCAUCAUCCCUUACCUGUCCUUCGGUGAACUAGAGAAGAUGCACAUCCUGGUCGAGCGCUUUAAACCCUGCUGCAACUUUGACAAGUAUGAUGAGGAGCACAGUGCAGAUGACAAGGUCUUUCUGGACUGUUUCUGUAAAAUAGCUGCUGGAAUCAAGAAUAAUAGUAAUGGACAUCAACUGAAAGACCUCAUCUUGCAGAAGGGCAUCACCCAGAGUGCUCUGGAUUAUAUGAAGAAACAUAUCCCCUGUGCUAAGAACCUGGAUGCAGACGUUUGGAAGAAGUUCCUUGCUCGACCAGCCCUUCCGUUUAUCCUGAGACUGCUGCGUGGUCUGGCCACCCAGCACCCCCCUACACAGAUGCUAAUCGGAACAGAUUCAAUAACCAAUUUACACAAGCUGGAGCAGGUGUCCAGUGACGAGGGUAUCGGCACUUUAGCAGAGAAUCUUCUGGAGGCACUAAGGGAACUCGCAGAGGUUAACCUGAAGAUCGACGCUGCCCGAAGGGAGACUCGAGCGGAGAAGAAACGCAUGGCCAUGGCGAUGAGGCAGAAAGCUCUUGGCACACUGGGAAUGACAACCAAUGAGAAGGGCCAGGUGGUGACCAAGACGUCCCUGCUUAAACAGAUGGAGGAGCUCAUAGAAGAACCUGGGUUGACUUGCUGUAUUUGUAGAGAGGGCUACAAGUUCCAGCCAACCAAAGUUCUGGGCAUCUACACAUUUACAAAGCGUGUGCCCCUAGAGGAGUUCGAGAACAAACCCCGCAAGCAGCAGGGCUACAGCACUGUCUCACACUUUAACAUAGUCCACUAUGACUGUCAUCUUGCUGCUGUCAGGCUUGCCAGAGGGCGUGAGGAAUGGGACAGUGCUGCACUACAAAAUGCCAACACAAAGUGCAAUGGUCUCCUACCAGUAUGGGGGCCUCACGUACCCGAAUCUGCCUUCGCCACCUGCCUGGCAAGGCACAACACAUAUCUGCAAGAGUGCACAGGGCAAAGGGAACCCACGUACCAGCUCAACAUUCACGAUACCAAGCUGCUGUUCCUGCGCUUUGCUAUGGAGCAGUCCUUCAGCGUGGACACAGGGGGUGGAGGCCGCGAGAGCAACAUCCACCUCAUCCCUUACAUCAUUCACACCAUUCUCUACGUCCUCAACACAACAAGGGCCACGUCACGGGAGGAGAAGAAUCUUCAGAGCUUCUUAGAGCAGCCUUGUGAAAAGUGGGUGGAGACUUCGUACGAGGUGGACGGGCCGCACUACUUCACCAUAUUGGCCAUGCACAUCCUGCCACCUGAGCGCUGGAGGACUACGCGUCUCGACUUCCUUCGUAGGCUGCUGGUCACUUCACAUGCCCGCAAGGUUUCACCAGGGGGUGCUAACAAGCUCACAGACAAAGCCGUGAAGGAGUAUGCUGUUUACCGCUCACCGCUUCUCUUCUGGGGUCUGGUGGAUCUUGUCUAUGAUAUGUUCAGGAAAGUGCCCACCAGCAACACAGAGGGAGGCUGGUCCUUCUCGCUCGCAGAGUACAUAAGGCACAAUGACAUGCCCAUCUAUGAUGCUUCAGAAAGAAUUUUGAGGGCUUUCCAGGAUGAGCUAAUGCCUGCUGAAUCCUUCUCCGAGUUCCUGGAUGUCGUAGGUCUUCUGUCAGACAUCCCAGACCCUGACGCCUUCCUGCAGGACCUGUUGAACUCUGUGCCCUGAUGGCACACUUUAUGCACCUCACUUAUGGACUCGUGAGCUCUCUGUCCAGUGCAGGUGUUCCUUAAACACGGAGUCUGUCUGUUACCCGGACACCGCUAUUCGCAACUCCAUAAGGACACCUUUCAAUCGGGGCCCAGGCUCCCAAAAUUUCUAUCAGCUCGCAUACACACUCAUUCACCUCCACUUCUGCUCCUGAUCUCCACGUGGGUUCAUUCAGUUAUAACUCUCUCCUAAACAAGAAAGUGACGUGUAGCCUGACGAGUUAAUGCGCAUUUACUCUACAAUGGUUUUAUAACACCUAAUACACACAAACACACCAUGCUGUUUUGAUCCAACAUGUUGCAGGUAAUUUGAUUUGGAAUUAAUUCAUAAACAACCCUGAUGGCUUUUAUUUUUCCCUUUUUUGAUUUUUGUUUAUGGUGUUUUUUUUUUUACUCUAAAUUGGCUAAGAGUUACAGAUUCACUAACUAAUCUCUCAUCGUCUUGGUCUAUGUUUCUGGAUAUUUUUUUUUUUUUUGCAGUGGUGUUCAAUGAAUUGUUUGCAGUUUGUGAGAAAGGCAAGGCCUGACAGUGGUUCUGUGAUGCGAUGCAAAUGUGUGACGAUUGUUUUCCAUGUGUAAAUGGUUAAAGAUUGAGAUGAAAGUUUGUUUAAUGUUAUUCCCAAAAAAUGAAAAUACUUUCUGAUUUGUAAAGGGUUUUACCUGCAUCAACAAUGAAACGAAGAUAAAGAAUAAAAAGGGCCUGCAUAUUUAUUUUGGGAGCCUUUUUCCACUGUUUUUCUGGUUGGGUUUAUGUGUUUUGAUCAAAAUCACGAUAACUACAUUUCUUUUUCGUUAUGUCUUCCAUGUGUCCGUAAUUCACACCGUAAUAUUCCGCAGAUUAAAGAUUUUCCCCAGAGCAAGUUGUGCCUCUGGUAAGCAAGGUGCCACUGAGAAGAGUCUCAGUGAUUUUAAGCUUAUUCUUACAAUAUAAACACACACCUGCGAUAGGGUGUUCUUGAGCUGAAUGCAUGGUGUGAAGUUUGUUUUAAAAAAGAAAACAAGAAAAACCCAGUUAGUGUUUAUUCGCCUAUUCCCGCUGCUACAAUGUUCAACUGUUGCUGAAUGUCUGCUUUUGAAUUAGCUCAAAUUAAUAAAGGUGUAAGAAUACCAUAUCUGA
Sinocyclocheilus rhinocerous is the source of this 16488-nucleotide messenger RNA. Its product is annotated as E3 ubiquitin-protein ligase UBR4-like. The record is from RefSeq and is a predicted model, not a curated record. The coding region runs from base 1 to 15330 and encodes 5109 amino acids. Gene Ontology annotation, molecular function: zinc ion binding; ubiquitin-protein transferase activity; protein binding. Gene Ontology annotation, cellular component: cytosol; nucleoplasm; membrane. Gene Ontology annotation, biological process: ubiquitin-dependent protein catabolic process. Lineage: Eukaryota; Metazoa; Chordata; Actinopteri; Cypriniformes; Cyprinidae. The transcript has 105 exons.